This is a messenger RNA of Sphaerulina musiva SO2202, 633 nucleotides long. RefSeq lists its product as uncharacterized. Lineage: Eukaryota; Fungi; Ascomycota; Dothideomycetes; Mycosphaerellales; Mycosphaerellaceae. The transcript has 3 exons. The record is from RefSeq and is a predicted model, not a curated record. Bases 1 to 633 code for a protein of 210 amino acids.
AUGUACGGCGCACUUACACUCGCACUCGCUGCUCUCGGCGCUGCCGCCCCAGCUUCCUUGGCAUUGGAGGCAAGACAAGCGGGUACCUCGGAGCCCCUUCGUUUCCAGGGCCUUGCGCUUGCUCAGGGUACCCCGAUCGACUCGCAGACCCUCAACGCCAAUGACGGAAAGUUUUCCAUUGGAAGGGCGACGACAACUAGCGGUCCGGAGGCAGGCUCGGGCGUCGAUCCCAGCAAAUUCAAUACCGACCAGACCAUCUUCGCGUACCUCAAUGGCCUCAGCAAGCUGUCGCUUUCUUCGACCGCUUUCCCGGGUGGUCAGCAGGUCUACGUGACUGCGGGCGACGAAUCCAUUGGACAAUUGGCUGGUCAACUGAAGUUCGUGCAAACCAAAGAUGGAGCCACUUCAGGCCCACCUCUCUUCGAUGGAUUCGCAAUCGUCUACGACGGCAAGCUGCAAUUCGAAGGCAAAGACUGGUUCGCUUGUGAGACGGACAAGUUCAACUCGGGCUAUGGAAUUUGGGCCCAGUCUCGCGUGGAGGGAAGCAAUGCUGGUGCAGGCUGCGUUUCCUUUACCUGGAAGGUGCAGCAGGUCGGCGACGAGACUCCGGAUGCUUACCUUCACCCAGAAUGA